Molecule: messenger RNA, 1613 nt
Organism: Vicia villosa (hairy vetch)
Lineage: Eukaryota; Viridiplantae; Streptophyta; Magnoliopsida; Fabales; Fabaceae
Product: alkane hydroxylase MAH1-like
Exons: 1
Coding region: 75-1553 (492 amino acids)
Molecular function (GO): iron ion binding; monooxygenase activity; oxidoreductase activity, acting on paired donors, with incorporation or reduction of molecular oxygen
Source: RefSeq, a predicted model, not a curated record
UAAAAAUAGUUUAUGUGAUAUAAUAUAAUAUAUCAUAUCAUAUCAUAUAUUAUAUAACCUAGGCCAACAAAAUAAUGACUUUGUUUGGCAUUGGAGAAACUCUUUUGGCAAUUAUUCUUUUUAUUGCAAUCCAUUAUUGGAGGAUUAACAAAACCACAGCCAUAACAAAGUGGCCUGUGGUGGGAAUGCUACCCAGUCUCUCAUACAAUAUAUCCAACUUCCAUGAUUAUAUAACCUCAAUUGUGAAACAAAAUGGAGGAACUUUCAUUUUUGAAGGACCUUGGUUCACAAACAUGAACAUUGUUUUCACUUCUGAUCCCAUGAAUGUGAAGCACAUCACAAGCACACAGUUUGAAAACUAUGGGAAAGGAAAACAUUUCAGAGAGAUUUUCGAAACUCUUGGAGAAGGAAUUUUCAGGGCUGACUCCCACAUUUGGAAGUACAACAGAACCCUACUUCAUUCAAUUUUCAGACAGGAAAGCUUUCAGGUAUUUAUUCAAAAGACCAUUGAGAAAAAAAUUUAUAGUCAUCUUCUUGUGUUUCUUGAUCAUGCUUGUGAAAAUAGGGUGCAAGUUGAUUUGCAAGAUGUUUUUCAAAGGUUAACUUUUGAUAAUAUAUGUUGUAUAGUUUUAGGGUUUGAUCAUAAUUGUCUUUCUAUUGAUCUCCCUGAAAUUGCAUGUGAGAGAGCCUUUACUCAGUCUGAGGACACAUUAUUCUCUAGACAUAUAAAACCAAGGUUUUUGUGGAAGCUCCAGAGAUGGCUUCGAGUCGGUGAAGAGAAAAAGUUUAUAGAGAAUCAGAAAAUUGUUGAUCAAAUGAUUUAUUCAGAAAUCAAAUCCAUAAGAGAAAGUAAAAAACAACAACAAUUUGGCUUGCUAGAUAUGCUUAUGAAUGAAGUGAGAGAUGGACAAAAUCUAAUAGAUGACAAGUUUCUAAGAGACACAACAAUUAACCUUCUUGCAGCUGGAAGAGACACUAUUAGUUCUGGCCUUACUUGGUUUUUCUGGUUGGUUGCAACACACCCUAUUGUUGAAGCUAAGAUUCUUGAAGAGAUCAAAGAGAAACUAUCAUCAAAGAAAGAUUUAGGAGUGGAAGGGCUUAGCAAGUUGGUUUAUCUACAUGGAGCAUUAUGUGAAACCCUAAGGCUAUAUCCGCCGGUGCCGUUUGAGCAUAAGUCUCCAUUGAAACAUGAUGUGCUUCCUAGUGGACAUAAGGUUAAGGAAAAUGCAAUGAUAGUGUAUUCUCUAUACUCAAUUGGAAGGGUGGAGGAAAUAUGGGGAAAAGAUUGCUUGGAGUUUAAGCCAGAGAGAUGGAUUUCUAACAAAGGAGGGAUAAUUCAUGUGCCUUCUUAUAAGUUCAUUGCUUUCAAUGCUGGACCAAGGAGUUGUUUGGGUAAGCAUAUAAGUUUCAUUGAGAUGAAAAUGGUGGCUGCUGCAAUAUUGAUGGAUUAUCAUGUUCAUGUGGUGGAGGAUCAUCCUAUAAUCCCAAGUGUUUCUGUUGUUCUACAUAUGAAACAUGGCUUGAAAGUUAAUAUUAAGAAGAGAUCCAUUUGAUGAUUAUUAGAGAUCUUUUGAAAAUAAUUGGACUUUGUUCAGAUGUUGUUAUAUGUAAUG